AUUUGCCUUGCAGUAUGGGCGGAUAAAGAACCGCCUUUCAUUUUUCGAAGUGCAGCUUGCAUGAGACAAGCGACAGAUUGUCGAUAGAAGCAUAAUGGCGACUACAAUGCCUCAAGCACAAGCCCAGCAACCUCCUCCCCAUUUCCCUCCCCCGCCGGGUGCUCCGCCUUCUACACUAUACCAGCCGAAUGCGCAACGAUCGCCGUCUUUUCCACCGCCAUCGUUCAGCUACCCUCCUCCUCCUCGCGCGCAGACGUCUUCUUCACUCUCCGAGAAGACGAGUAUUGCAGGCGCCUAUGCAGCGAACGUCGGGAUAAACAAUGCGCCUCAGGCAGCGCCCAGCUAUACAGCACAGCCGGAAACACCGUCCUCGGAGCCACCCCCGAGCGUCGUAGAGACAGAGAGAGCCGCCGGCGGCCCUCUUCAUCUCAACCAGCUCCUAAGCUCUUCCACUGCGGACGAAGUCGGCACAUUCAACGGCGGAAGCUACCGAAUCAGCCACCGGGACACGAACUCUGUACUCACCUUGCAGCUGGCCAUGGGAUGCCCCAUCGAGGCAAGACCAGGGGCCAUGAUCGCGAUGUCCGAACUCGUAACACUUAGGGGCAGUAUGCGCUUCUCUCUGAAAAAAGUCCUCGCGGGCGGCAAACUUUCCCUGUCCACGUAUACCGGCCCCGGCGAGGUCCUCCUUGCCCCGUCCACGCUGGGCGAUAUCAUGGUCCUCCGGCUCGCCGGCUCCGACUCGUGGAAAUGCGGCCGCGACGUUUUCCUGGCUUCCACGAGCGGCAUCAAGAAAGAAUACCAGACCCAGUCGCUCACCAAGGGCAUGUUCUCCGGUGAAGGGUUCUUCAUCUACAAGAUGGAAGGCGUGGGCCUCAUCUGGAUUCAGAGCUUCGGGGCUAUUAUCCAGAAGGAUAUCCCCGAAGGCGAAUCCUACCUAGUCGACAACGGCCACCUGGUAGCCUGGAACUGCAAGUACAAGAUCGAGCGCGUCGCGUCGGGAGGCAUCAUCUCCGGCCUGGCGGCCGGCGAGGGUCUGGCGUGUCGGUUCGCCGGGCCUGGGACGGUGUACUUGCAGACCAGAAAUGUCAACGCGUUUGCGGCGCAGAUCGGUGCCAGCACCGCUAGUGGAUGAUCCUGGCUGGCUGGCUAGCAGGGCGUUUGAUCGUGCAGUGUAUCCGUUAUGUGUGCCGCCCCGUUUCUUCUUUCCCUACUACUUCCUUCGGAGGUAGUUGUUGCAUGUCUUCUUUCAUUUUGAUACCUAUCUUGACCGAAUCAUUUGAGCGUGUUUGGCUUGGCUUGACAAUUGGGAAUUUGCCAAAGUGUGACAAUAUACUUGCAUUGUACUGAUUUUCCUUCCCAUGAGAUAACGCAUAAUGCCCAAGUUCUUCGGUAGCUACGAGUAGAGUAAUACUGCCAAAAGUAGUUCUCGUGAGAAGAGCAUACCAAGUCCAUUCACCUACCAUUCCAUGCUAGCUAGUCAUGCCAUGCUGAAAAAAACC
Molecule: messenger RNA, 1502 nt
Organism: Aspergillus uvarum CBS 121591
Lineage: Eukaryota; Fungi; Ascomycota; Eurotiomycetes; Eurotiales; Aspergillaceae
Product: AIM24 family protein
Exons: 5
Coding region: 95-1135 (346 amino acids)
Source: RefSeq, a predicted model, not a curated record